GGUUGUUAGUACAUGAGUCCCGUAACGCCGAAACAAAUCCUUACCAUAUUUAGCUCUACUUUUAAGCCAUAAAACGUUCAUGUCUUGAUCUGGUAAGCUAAAGACCAUUUCUUCACUUUGCUAUCGAAGUAUCAUCAACCUGACACGAAUCAAUCACCAGUGUUAGAUUCUAUAGACAACCAAAAGUUGUGCAGUUUUUUCACACGUACAAAACACCACCCAAAUAUGUCCGUUUUACAGAGGUCGGGCUGUCUGGCGAUUUUUUAAAAUUGUUUCCAGGGUUUCAGAUACCAGUGAAUUCGAAUGGCGCUAUUACGGAAAUUGCUGUAUAAGAAGCCGCCCAAUGGACUUGUCGAUGUCUCUGAAAGAAUAUACGUCUUUGACUCUUGUUUCAGAACUAAAACAUGGGAACAAGAAGAAUACAAAGCUUACGUGGGCAACAUCAUUAGUAAAUUUCAAGAAACUUACCCUGAAUCUUCAGUCAUGAUUUUCAAUUUUCGGGAGGGAGAUAUAGCAAGCAAGAUCCACACAUUUUUAUCACCAUACUUUAUUACUAUAAUGGACUACCCUCGGGACUAUGAAGGUUGCCCUGUGUUGACAAUAGAGGUGAUCCACCAUUUUCUUAAAUCAAGUGAAAGCUGGCUCUCACUUGGACAACACAACAUUGUGCUAAUGCACUGUGAGGUUGGUGGUUGGCCUGUUUUGGCUUUCAUGUUGGCUGCUCUUCUACUUCACAGAAAACAUUACACUGCUGCAAAUAGAGCCCUGGAGAUGGUUUAUAAGCGGGCACCACCUGAUGUGUCAGUGUCACCACAGCUGAUGUCACCAUUGAAUUCUUUAGCUUCUCAGUUGAGGUACUUACAGUAUGUGUUAAAGAAAAAUAAUGAUGAUGAACAGUGGCCUCCAGCAGCCAAAGCACUUAAAUUAGAUUGUGUGAUGAUGAGAAUGAUUCCUGAUUUUGAUGGAAAAGGGGGUUGUUGUCCCAUAUUCCGGAUAUAUGGACAGAAUCCUUCGUUACAAUUUGAUAAAAGUUCUAAACUUCUUUUUUCAACCCCGAGAAGAAGUACAAAUGUGCAAUCUUACAAUCAGGCAGAAAGUGAAGUGGUCAAAAUAGAUAUUAACUGCCAUAUUCAAGGUGACAUUGUGCUGGAGUGUCUUAACUUGCAUGAUGACAUGGCGGAGGAAGAUAUUAUGUAUAAGGCCAUGUUCAACACAGCGUUCAUCAAGUCAAAUACUUUAGUGCUUAAUCAUGAUGAAAUCGACGUAUCUUGGGACAUUAAGGAUCAGUUUUCUACAGACUUUGAAGCUGAGUUUUUUUUAUCCGAAUCGAACACGAAAGCUUCUAUUGUUCGAGUAGAUUUGUCUUCUUUUGAAGAAGAGGGACUCCCAAUUGAAGCAUUUGGUAAAGUUCAAGAAAUGUUUAGCAGUGUGGAUUUAUCUUGUACAUCGGCUUAUGGAAAAAUACAAUUGAUUGAUCAUCAGCGGGCAUAUAACUGUGAAAUCUUGCUUUCAAAGGUGAAGACACCAGUGCCUGAAUUGAUGGAACAUGUCCUUAAGUUGGAUGAAUCAGCAAUGAAUGUUGUUGAUCAGGUGGAUAACCUUAUACAGUGCUGUCCUACAAGGGAGGAGAUGGAAAUAAUUAAGGGCUAUGAAGGAGAUCCCGAUAAGUUGGGCAAAUGUGAACAGAUCUUCAUAGAGCUAAUGAGAUUUCCACGUUCGGAAGCUAAACUCAUAGUUUACUCUUAUAAGUUACAGUUUAGUACACAGGUUACAGAACUUAGGGAUAAGCUAAGCAUUUUAUAUUUAUCAGUAGAACAGCUUAUUAGUUCUGUAAAGUUGAGGAGAGUCAUGCAGACAAUUGUUUCUCUUGGAAAUGCUUUCAACCAGGGAACUGCAACAGGUGAUGCUGUUGUGUUCAGAUUGGACAGCCUCUUAAAACUUAACCAAACACGUGACAGGAGCAAUAAGACGACUCUCAUGCAUUAUCUUUAUAAGGUGCUUGCAGACAAACUGCCUGAACUUGUAGAUUUUUCCAGGGAACUUGGCAGCUUGGAAGCUGCAUCAAAGAUACAGCUAAAAUUCUUGAAGGAAGAAAUGUGUGCAGUGACAAAAGGACUAGAGAAAGUAGUCCAAGAAAAGAAAUUAUGUAAAAAAGAUGGACAUGUGUCUAAAAAAUUUCGGAAGUCUCUGAAAAAGUUUCUUGCUUCUGCGGAACCUGAAGUGAGGUCCCUAGCCAUGUUUUACUCUAGGGUGACUUUUUGGGUGGAUGUUUUAGUUAAUUACUUUGGAGAAGACCCUAAAAAAUGCCCAUAUGAAAAAGUUGUUGGAACUUUGUGUUCGUUUGUGAGAAUGUUUAAUCAAGCCCAUGAUGAAAACUGCAAGCAGAUAUAGGCGGAGAAGAAGGCAGCCAGCAAACAAGAAAAGUUAAAGGGAGACGAAUAAGAAGAAUUAAAGGAAGCUGAACAAGAUAUGUUGUAAGAAGAUCAAUUAAAGGCGCACAACACGGGCUCAAAGUUAUUAAUCUUAGAAGUAAGUUGUUUAAUUGUACUUUUAAUUUACUAAUAAUAUGUUCAGUGCGAAAAAGUUGCUCACCAAGGGAAUAUAUAUGCUCGGUGUAACCUUCUUCAAAUUAAUUAUGUUCGGGUGCACCGGCCGCAACAUAUGUUUGAUGUCGAGAACAUAUAUUUUGUGCAAAAACGAUUAAUUAAGUGUAGAUGAAAAUGAAAAUUUUAUAUAUUAGC
Lactuca saligna is the source of this 2741-nucleotide messenger RNA. The record is from the annotation of a GenBank genome assembly. NCBI's taxonomy places the organism in Eukaryota, Viridiplantae, Streptophyta, Magnoliopsida, Asterales, Asteraceae.